UUAUCAGCUGAUCCUGCUGGCUGUUGUUGAUGCCUGAAGUUGCCGUUGUUUGGACACUGUGUUGCUCUUAUCUGCUCCUGACAUAGAAGAUACAUUAAACCCGAAAAAGGGACACGGUGGGCAUUUACCGGCUGACGAGUUUAUGACUAACACAGGAAGCGUGUCAUCGCGAGGACUUUGAAUUUGCGCACUAGCGACAGAAGAGCUAGCUCCAAAAGCUUGAACCUUCGGUGGAAGGAAGAAAGAAAAAAAGGCAAAGGCAGCCGACGGCUUGGCGUGCUUUCUUUGUUUAUGUCGUGCCAGUCUGAACCGCAGUAUUAAUUUUCUGUGUCUCGAAAUUAGAUUUCUUGUUCUGCAUACACGUAAUUUAUAUUUAUUCUUAAUUGCCAGUACGUGAAAAGGGCAAAUAGCUCGUCAGCUAACGUUAGCCCAUAGCGCAAAGAAAUAGUCUUGUUGUCAAGGCUUGCUUUCGUAACCGCCCGACAGUGACAGAUAACGACAGCUAACAGUAGGAACAGUCGGGUUUGGAGCAAUUAUUUCCGUACCUCUAUUUUGUAGCUGUUCGUCACUGGAUCAUAUGCUCUGUUGGUCCGUUGGAUACACAGGACACAACACUGUAGCCGAACAAGCACUUAUUAUAUUGAAGCCUGUUGGCCAAGUUUGAUCUAUCUGCUUGUUUUGUUCUUGACUUUAAAUUAAGUGAAUUCAAGUUGGGAGUUUUUUUCAGUAUCGAUUUUUAAACCACACAAUCGAGCAGGAGGUUAACUGACAGCUGGCCUUGUGCGUUUUAGGUUUGCUGACAGGUUGCGUAAUUUGUUUGUGUGCAAGCUGUCAGCCUCUGCUCGGUAACUUGUUAGAUUGUAAUUUAAAACAUAUGUAUUUCUUUAAGCCUUAGGUGUUCAGCCAUAGGUGGCUUUGUGGAUAUCAUUUUAAAUAUUGAACUAUUUUUUGUCAUUCUUCGUUGGUACAAUUUUAAUGUCAAGAACAUAUGACAUGUGAUAAAGAGUUCACUUUUUACUGUACCUUAUAGACCGAGUAGCUGCUUGAUGCUCACACUCAUGAAUUUUGUGGUUUUAGAAAAAGAAGUGGAGUUAUGAAUUAAAGUAGCUAUCUGAAACUAUUGAGACAGAGUACUGUAAUCAGGUAGAGACAAGCAGAGAGAAAGGGUCCCUCAGAGGGUCCCACUGUGUCUUGAGGUGAGGUGAGCUGCCCCCCAACUACUUGCCAAUGCUGGAUCUGGAGGUGGUGCCUGAGAGAUCACUAGGAAAUGAGCAAUGGGAAUUCGCCUUAGGGAUGCCAUUGGCCCAGGCCAUCUCUAUUCUACAAAAACACUGCCGCAUCAUCAAAAAUGUCCAGGUGCUAUACAGUGAACAGACGCCACUCAGCCAUGACCUCAUACUGAACUUGACUCAGGAUGGGAUUAAACUGCUGUUUGAUGCCACAAAUCAGAGACUCAAGGUGAUCGAAGUGUACGACCUGAGCAAAGUCAAGUUGAAAUACUGUGGAGUUCAUUUCAACUCUCAGGCCAUUGCCCCCACAAUAGAGCAAAUAGACCAGUCAUUUGGAGCUACGCACCCUGGAGUUUACAAUGCUGCAGAGCAGUUGUUCCAUCUCAACUUUCGAGGACUUUCUUUCUCCUUCCAACUGGACUCUUGGAACGAAGCUCCAAAAUACGAGCCUAACUUUGCCCUGGGUUUGGCCUCCCUGCAGAUUCCACACGGGGCCAUGGUCAAGAGGAUGCACAUCUACACUGGCAACAACCUGCAGGAAACAAGAGCUCCAGCAAUGCCAUUGGCUUGUUUCCUUGGCAACAUCUAUGCAGAGUGUGUGGAUGUCCUGAGAGAUCGGGCAGGGCCUCUGGGGCUCAAACUCCGCCUUCUCACUGCAGGUUGUGGUCCUGGUGGGAUGACUGAUGCUAAAGUGAGGUCCCUAGAAAGGAGCAUCUACUUUGGGGAUUCCUGUCAGGAUGUACUGGGUGCUCUGGGCUCACCACAUAAAGUCUUCUACAAGUCUGAGGACAAGAUGAAGAUCCACUCUCCAUCACCUCACAAGCAGGUUCCUUCUAAAUGUAAUGACUACUUCUUCAAUUACUUCACCCUCGGAGUGGAUAUCCUGUUUGACUCGACAUCUCACCUGGUUAAGAAGUUUGUCCUCCAUACCAACUACCCUGGACAUUAUAACUUCAAUAUAUAUCAUCGAUGUGACUUUAAGAUUCCACUAGUCAUCAAAAAAGAAGGAACUGAUUCUCAGACAGAGGACUGCAUCUUAACCACCUAUAGUAAGUGGGAUCAGAUUCAGGAACUUCUGGGUCACCCGAUGGAGAAACCUGUAGUGCUCCACAGGUCCUCGUCAGCCAAUAACACCAACCCAUUCGGCUCUACUUUCUGUUUUGGACUGCAGAGGAUGAUCUUUGAGGUGAUGCAGAAUAACCACAUAGCAUCAGUGACCCUCUACGGUGCUCCACGGACCACCAGUCAAGCCCGACCUGAGUCCAGUAGUAGUUCCCACUGAACAAGUAACCAGAACCACAUCCCAUUCUGGCUUGUCCUGAAUCUAGUACCUCUACUGACUGAACUUCUAACCCAGAGCCAGAUUCUUAACCAAGCAGACCUAACCCAGAACAACAACGUUAUUCUUGCCCAGUUCAGAUGCUAAACAUUGAGCAGAAAUACAACAAGAACCCAAGAUAACUCAGAAGCAACCAAAUCACACCUCACCUCACAUUAAUCAGCUUUUCCUUGUGGGUAUUCAAAUUUAUUCUUCCAAUCAGACACACCCAGCGACAAAGUCAACCCGACUCUGAAUAUCCCAGGACACCCACAAUGGUCGCAGUGCUGGAGCAUUGAUGCUUUGAAAUGAAACCAGUGAAAUUAUUUUCUCUGUUGUGUGGGAAUAUAACCGCGGUGCUGCAAACUGACAUAGUGAAGAAAUUUGCAUUCUGGUAGAGCUCAGCUGUUUCCUAUCUCCAUCCUGUGACUGCAUCCGCCGAGGACCACUGAAGAAGAAUUUCUCCUGACUGUAGUUCGGACGUCGUGUUUCCACCAGUAUGAUGCACUGGCAGCCUAAAUGUGACAAUAACCUCCAUAAACAUUGUGGUGGUCAGACAACUACCAUUUGAAUUCAUCUACUGCAAAUCUCUAAAUGUUAAACAUCAAAGAUGGAGUUGUGAAGUUAGCAUGGCUGCUGCUGAGAACUGCUGUGGCCCAGGUCUCGAAACAAGCUCUGGCUUGACCCACUGAUUAUACAUCAACCAACCACACUGCCAGUCCAACCAGUACCGCCUGUCUUCCUGCCACAUCUUCAGUACGAGACCCGACCGGCUCAGUCAAAACCUAAACUCACCCACACCGCAAGAACCAAAUCAGCCCAGGCCAACCAAGAGACAUCAGAGCCAAACACACUGAGAGCCGCAGAGGACUGUAACCAAAAAAAGAAAUGCAAGAAUCCAGAUUUUGUUGUUCAAGAGAAGAACCAAACACACUCAGGGUGUGGGAGAGAGACGUGGCCCAGAAGGUAACCUGCUCCGUGGCCGGGCCAGUCAAACAAGAUGUGAAUCCUCUUUAAGCAGAAUGAUCCAAACAUCUAACAUCACCUCCCCGAUUAUUGCCUCCCUCUUCAUCUUCCUACCCGUCCUUCAACUUCGUUCAGUGGUGCCCUCACACACAGACUCUCACGCACACACACAGACUCUUUCACUCACUCACACACACACACACAUACAUAUAACAGCAGUGAGCACUCUAUUAACCCAAAGCUGUUACUUGCAGCGCCAGACAUUAGCGUCACACACACUCACAUAAAUGAAUAUCUGCAUGUUAGGUUGCUGAUUUUUAAAUUUUACAUUUUAAGACUUGACACACACACACACCCAGCAUUUCAAACCCUUCACUACCGUGUCACAUGUAUUUCUAGUUACAAGAAAGCAAGCUGGCUCAUCUUUUUUAGCCUUUUAAGCGCUACACAAAUAUGGAAACACGCAGGCAUGACACAAGAAUUUGCAUGAACUUGGUAGACGUUUUCGAAUGGGAGGAGACUAAUCACAAGCACAAACUGGCAACCUGUUGCGUUUAUUCGAUCCUGCAUGUUGUGAGCAUAGACUUGGCACAGUUUCUUUAUUUCUCUCUGCCCUCUUUCACUCAUUAGCAGCAUGACCAUUUUCAUUGUGCUCUGUGUUUUUUAAAAUCCAUUUUUACAUUUGCACUAAUACACACCUUUUUACUUGACUGGUUGAUUCCCUAUGCUCAGAGAUGGAUUUGUGGAGGUAUUUGGAGAGAGUGGUGUGUGUGAAUGUGUAAAUGUGUGAAUGUAUGUGUGUUUUUAUCCAUAAGUUUGGACAGAGGAGAGGUCCUCCCAUGGUGUUUGCAGUCAGGUCCUCUGUGUUACACUCUUCUCUCUUUUCUCUGUACUUUCUUCAUCUUUACAUGUGACUGAUGCAUUGCAAUUCAUCCCUCAGCAAUGUCUGCAUUUAUUUCUUUGUUGAAUUGCCAAAUGCUAUAGCCAAAGACCUUUCAGGAUGAUUAAUGUUUGAUCUGCAGACGUUAUCACUGUAAUAUUUUGUCCAAACCUUUCCUGUGGAGAGAGCCGUGUGUUGGCCGUUCUCCUUUCUUUUGCAUCGAAGUCACUGCUGUGGUAAAGCCUCUAAAUUCAGCUCCUGGUUUCUCUAACUGCUGACGGUAAUUACACAAGACAGGAAUAGCUGACUUGUGUCUUUUGAAACCAAUCAGCCUGUCUUUCAUCUCAGUUUAGUUACAGCUAGAGACACAUUAACAGUAGUAACAACUAGUGUCAUCCCUAUCACUUGUACAGUGGUAAUUGUUGUCAUUCCUUCAUCAUAAUAUUUGGCUGCAGUUUGCGUCUCCCUCUAAUGUGUAAAUUUAAGUUCUUUUUUUAUUUACAAGCAACUGAAUAAACUGUGUAUUAAUUUUAAUACACAUAUUCUCUUUUAUUGUCCCUUGAUAUAAAUGCCAUUUGCUCUUAUCUUUUCACAGUUGCUGAAUGUCUGAUUGUUUGUGUCUACAUGUGUGAAAGCAUCAGGGUUGAAGUCAGGGCCCGUAUACAUGACGUCAUGUAGAAAGUGCUGACCAGAGAUAAAUUAGUUUUUGUUGAGAAUUAAAGGCAGUUGGCUGCUUGUAGAAAACUAAACUUUUUUUUUUAAACGGGUAAUAUCUUUUGAGGUAGCAUCAUUUAAAGCAGUUUCAAGUGAGUUUUGACAUUGAAACUUGCUACAGUGUGUUAUUUUACUUUGUACAUUUUCUUCAACAAACCCCACUGAGUUAAUUGAUUAAUUGAGUAAUUAUACCCCUCACUAAAAACAGAAGGCGUCACGAUGUGAGUCAGCUGUGCUUUAAACCAGAUUUUCAAUUAACGAAAAAAGAAUAGUAGAGGGACUUUUUUCAUUAUAACAUCAGAAGAACAAAAUUUUUAGAUCGCCAUUGAUUAGCAAUUCUAAUGAAACUUUUUUUUAAGAAUUACUAAUAGUCUUUAUUUACAGUACCUUGUUUCUUGGCACAGCACGGCUCUGACAUGUAGGAUUGUUAAACAAGACCAAGUCAAAGAGCAGUUGAAGAAAUGGCCCUAAUGCGUUCGGAGUUGAUGUACAAAUGCUGUAAAUAGUUGUGUGAUCUUAUUCUGGCGUCUUCUUAUUUAGAUGAUCUCAAUGGCUUGGUACAGACAUAACUGACUAAGAUCCUGGCUGGGUAUCUUAACAUUUCCUCCUUGAUUAUGAUUACAUUUAAAUCUCAGGAGGAGGCAUCUACUCACAACUGACUCAUUAACAAUCACUGGAAAGUUUUUGUUGUUGUUUUUUUAUUCCAGACCACUCAGUAUUGAAACUUUUUUUCAUGUGUAAUGCUAAAGCUGCAGGUGCACAGAUGUGUUUAGUGUCAAUAGAUCACCCUGCUUUUCAGCUCUGCUUGAACUGAUCCAUAGAAAGUACAAAGCUCCAUUUGCACAGGCAGAGAAAACAAUAAUCCUUCUUCACAUUUGGAUCGGGAGCGAGCUCUGAUAGAGAUGUUUUUAUAGAGUGGACAGAAUCAGAUUUGAAGUCUAGCUUUGGCAUGUUGCUAGAUUUUACAUCCAUUUGUUUACACUAAAAAAAACAUCUUUUUGGCUGCAGCUUUCAUGCAGCCAAACUCCCUCCCAAGUGAGGUGAUGUGGUUUCUGGUGCCAGGAGAGACAGAUGUUUCACUCCUUGCUUUGGUGAAACAGGGACGUCCGCGUUAAGUAGGGAAACGGAUGUAAUAUAACUCAUGAAAGCUAUAUUCAAACAUUUUACUACCACUUGCUUUUGUGCAAGCAGAUAUAAGAAAUCAAGAAGAAAAAAAAAAAAAACAACACAAAACUGUUGAACAUUGUGCCUCAUCUCCCACCGAGCCUGUCUUUGACUUUUGUCUCUAUCUCCUCUAUUGGAAACUCCUUGUAUAUACAAUUUGAGAAUGCAUAUGAACUGCAUCAUUGUACAGUAUGUAUGUUUGUGUCACUGAGCAUUAUCAACAAGCUAACAUGGUAUUAUUGCCGUCUCAGUCAUUUUAGUUUUCCUGUUACCUGCAGAAAACGGCAGGUUGGGUUGGGUUUCCUAAAAUGAGGAUGGGUUUUUCAGGGUUUUUUUUUUUUUUUUUUCACCAUCUCAAUGUUUUGUAUUUGAUCUGUUUCUCUGUUUUAUGUGGUGUGUGUGUGUUUAUAACUACAUUAAAUGCCCAUAACAAUGUGCAAAUGCUCCCAACCCUUAAAAGCUCAACAGAGUUAUUGUGGAAAAUUAUUUUAGCAAUGCAAUUCUGCCAAAAAAAAAAAAGAAAAAAAGAAAAACAACCUAGCUGUCCAAAAACUCAAAUGCGUGUUGACAGGGGAUUUUUAAUUAAAACCUGAGGGAACACCAUUCUUUGGCUGCCUCCACCCUCUGCUGAAUUUGAAUAAAUUGGUAAUUUCCCAAAAGAUCUCAGGGCUAACUCAAGCUUUGCUCCAUUGGAAGCAGAUGGGUAAAAAACAGAAACAGUAGAGGCAGCAGUGAAUGAAGCCAAUCAAGAGGCUUCUUCGGAGCAAUGUACAUAAAAGUCCAGCUAUCAAAGUAAACUGAGCCCAGCACAACACACACAUUAGAUGCUGACAGAGGAAGACAAAUGAUUCUAUGCAUGAACCCCGCUUUGGUAAGCCCAGCUCAGCGCCACAGACGGUCAUUGCUGUGAUGAUGCAUUGUUAAUGAGAGAGACGGAGAGAGGAGCUAUAGGGUGUCAGGUAGUUUAUCUCACCCAAACUCAGGUGGACAUAUCACAUCCUUGUUUUUCCUGACAUUUAUAAGAUAGAAAAACAAGUGAUUAAUCCAGAGGUCUGUGUGGCUCUUCAAUUAAAUCUGUUUUAAAAAAAAAAAAUUACUGAGUGGAGGAAAUGAGUGAUUGUGAUAAUCAGAUUGUUGUGAUUUAUAAUGGACAGCUUCAGUUCGGUGUAAUGUUAAAUGUUAAUCUCAUAUUGACGCUUUGCAUUGUCAUAUGUCCUGUUGCCCAUUUCCCUUACCCCUCCGAUUUUUUUUUUUUUUUCUGUGGACAUUUUAAGCCCAUUUCUGGAAAUGAGGCGGUUCUCCUUAAUUCAAACUUGUAAAAUUUAUUGGAAUGUGGCAUUUUAUAUUUUGAAUACUAUAACUUUGUGUAUUAAAAAAAAUACGUAGAUUUAUUCAGCAUGUCCACUGAAAAAAAAGGCAAUAACAAUACCACGUAGUGCAGGAAGAAGGAUUAGUUUGACUGAAAGCUUUGCUCCAGCAGAAUACUUAUUGGCAGUGUUUGAUGAUGGUUGUUGAGAUGAGCUACUGCUGUGCAUUCUCCAACAACUCCAAUGCAACAUUUGGACUUUUAUGAAAUCAAAUGCUCACUGUUCAUUGACAUCAAAGUUCAUUUUCUGUGUGCAACCAGGAUAUGAAAAAGUAAUAAAAAUGUGGAUGUGAAAUAAGA
This is a messenger RNA of Seriola aureovittata, 7937 nucleotides long. RefSeq names its product phagosome assembly factor 1 (gene phaf1). Lineage: Eukaryota; Metazoa; Chordata; Actinopteri; Carangiformes; Carangidae. Gene Ontology annotation, biological process: Golgi to plasma membrane protein transport. The transcript is spliced from 16 exons. Gene Ontology annotation, cellular component: synaptic vesicle membrane; trans-Golgi network; dendrite. The record is from RefSeq and is a predicted model, not a curated record. The coding region runs from base 1228 to 2511 and encodes 427 amino acids.